GAAAGGAAGGUGUAACGUUUGGGUGGGGAUGAUGUUUAUAGGAGAGUCAUAUAAGUAAACUUUUACACCUGAGAAGUGUGUAGCCUAGGAGUAAGCAAAAGAUUUGAGAGGUGUGAUACUACCUUAUUCAUUUUUCUUCCUUUUCUUUCAGGGACAUAGCUUUUUAAUAAGGCAUGGCUUUUGUGGAGGCUGUGUUACCCCCAGCUGGUAUCCUGGCGUCAUUUAACAAUUUCCAGGAUAUACAAUCUGAAGGUUUCCAGUGGUGGAAGACAGAAGAUUGCCCCGAAACUCCCUCUCUGGAGUUCUUGGAGGCGAACCAACCUGAGGGGAACCAGUCCAUCAAGCAGGAGCAUGAGGAAGCCAAUUGGGAUCUUGAAUUUCUCCUAAGAAAUUUUUCUACCUCUGGGCAAAAUGCCAGCCUUCCUCGAGAUGACCCAGUGGACCAGAUAUCGAUGCCUGCUGUCUGUCAGGCAACGUCAGUUGAGGAGGAAGUCAUCAGAGAAAAGCUCCCAGGAAACCUGAAGGCUCCAGAAGUUCCUGGUCCCUCAAGCUCGGAAGCCCAGUUCUUGCUCAAAGAGCAAUCUGUGAACUGUACCCCGGUUCUACCCAGUUAUUUCCAGGGUAUAUUAGAGCCCAAUAAGGAUCUAGUGUUUCCCAACAAUCAGUUGCCACACUUUGCCCAGGGAGAUUCUAUGGGUCUUGCCAUAGCAGAGCAACAGCCCAGGGGACCCAGACAAAGAUCUCAUGGGCAAUAUUAUCAUGUAGCCUGUGAAGCCCACGUACCGCCAAGUCCUGACUUGCUAGGCAAACAUGCUUCCUACAAUCAGCUUCCACCAGCUGCAGUGGCUUCUCCGCUGCCACACUGCAGUCUGUUGAAUGGUUACCACCAUCCUUUCUCCCAUAGUCCAUAUCAAGCCCGAGCUCAAAUGUACCAGGCAGAUAAUGCUCUCCAUGCUCUGCCGCCACUCCAUGGUUUGAGGAAACCACCUUCGCCUAUGAGAGAAGCCGCAGCCAAGUCAAGGAAAGGACACAAACAAUGGGGCCACAAGCGUCCGGCUAGUCACGUCUGCAGUCAUCCCAGUUGUGGGAAGACAUAUACCAAGAGUUCCCAUCUCAAGGCUCAUCUUCGCACACAUACAGGAGAGAAACCGUACCACUGCACAUGGGAAGGAUGCGGUUGGAAAUUCGCCCGUUCCGAUGAGCUGACUCGCCAUUAUCGUAAACACACCGGACAGCGUCCAUUCAAGUGUCCCCUCUGUCAACGGGCUUUCUCCCGCUCGGAUCACCUCUCUCUGCAUUUGAAGAGACACGUGUGACAAAUAUCAACAUUUUGGACUGCAAUGGAUGUUCUUACUCACAAGGGAACCUGGUAGUGGGAUAGCGAUUAUCCAUUUCCUACAAAGAAGGGACACUUGCCUUAGCCCUGGUAGUAUUAGCCAAGAGAAUAUAAUGAAGAUUAGUUACCCAGUUGGACUCCCAGACUGAAGGAUUUUGGAAUUUCAGUUGAGUUAUUCUAUCGCUACUAAAAAACUCAUUUAUAUGAUAGCCAUAGUUUGAAACCUAAACUGGACACUUUAUGUUUUUUUUUCUUCUUCCUACUAAAUAGCAUUCCAGACCACAAAGCUAUUGUCAUCUAUGAUGUAGAAGAACAUUUUGUAUUUCAUUGUCCUUGCAGUAAAAAGAAAUCCAUAGUCUAAAACAUUCCUGUAGGUAUGAUCUCCUUCGGUUUAAUGUCAGAGGUAUGAAGAAGCAGCUGGAGCAAAAGCAAUUGGUCUAGUCUGGUGCAUUCUUGGAUAUAUUUUCUGAAUAAAUGAAAUUGGGAUAAGGGCUAUGGGCUAUAGCUAGCAGCAUUGCAAUGAAUGCAUUGAAGUUUCCAUCAUCGUCAGAUCCUGGAGAUGAGUUCUAUCUUUGUCUUCUAUUGGGAGCAAAUGUUGGCCGAGCUGAUGAAGUAAUCUUUUCCCUUGGGCUAAAAAAAAAUAAGGCUACAAAGGAGAUCCUUUGUUGGACCUGGCAUAGUUUCAUAG
Molecule: messenger RNA, 2024 nt
Organism: Thamnophis sirtalis
Lineage: Eukaryota; Metazoa; Chordata; Lepidosauria; Squamata; Natricidae
Gene: KLF1
Product: KLF transcription factor 1
Biological process (GO): regulation of transcription by RNA polymerase II
Molecular function (GO): DNA-binding transcription factor activity, RNA polymerase II-specific; RNA polymerase II cis-regulatory region sequence-specific DNA binding
Source: RefSeq, a predicted model, not a curated record